Molecule: messenger RNA, 836 nt
Organism: Nilaparvata lugens (brown planthopper)
Lineage: Eukaryota; Metazoa; Arthropoda; Insecta; Hemiptera; Delphacidae
Exons: 3
Coding region: 39-449 (136 amino acids)
Source: RefSeq, a predicted model, not a curated record
UUGUCACUUGUCGCCAUCUUGAUGUUUCUUCCUGCUACAUGAAGGUGUUGUUAUUCGAAGUGGAUACUCGUCUGCGAAAUAAGUGUGUUGCCUGGUGUUUGUUUGGUACGUAUUUUUUGACAGCGCAGUACGCCCUCAUGAAUCGUGAGAUUUCUGCCAUGCGGCGCUCCACGGGGUUCGAACUAGGAGAAUAUGUGGAAGUUCGAGAUAUUUUUAUAUCAGCCAGGUCAAGUAUUCUUUUCCAUGGUUUGCUACAAAAAUAUGAUGCAUUAUCUGAUAGGAUGCGCUUAGGUUUUCCUACUUGCGGAGUCCACUUAUUCACUAUGCAAUUUGCUAGGACUUCCCCUGUUAGCUUACCGAUGGGAAAGAACAUGGUGUAUUUAGAGAAUGUGCAUGUUAAUACGAAUAUAUAUUUCUUCCCAUGUUGUGCUAGGGGUAGAGGACCAUAAAUGUCGGCUGAUACUAACUCCAAUGGGGCGGUCGGCAAUAUAGGUAUCAUUGCUCCUCUGACUUGAUAUUUUAAAUGUUUUGUUUUCUGACAUAGGUCGCAUGCUCUUAACACUUUGACUACCUUUUUGUGCAUACCUUUCAGAUAACAGGCUUCUUUUAGUGUACAUAUCGUUUUUCUUACUCCAAAGUGGCCAAUUCUCUCAUGUGUUUCCUUAAUCACUUCUUCCGCUAUUUCCUUAGGUAUUAUGAUUCUCCAAUUAUAACCUUGUGGUGUGGUGCGGUGAAAUAGGAAUCCACGGUAUCGUGUGUACUGUCGCAGGUAGUGGGGCGGUUCAGAUGGUCCUUCCUCCAGUAUUUCUAAAAUUUGGGAUAGCUUAGGGUCUUCU